This is a messenger RNA of Sinocyclocheilus grahami, 4092 nucleotides long. Its product is annotated as calphotin-like. The record is from RefSeq and is a predicted model, not a curated record. Bases 75 to 2759 code for a protein of 894 amino acids. The transcript has 2 exons. Lineage: Eukaryota; Metazoa; Chordata; Actinopteri; Cypriniformes; Cyprinidae.
AACUGCAAGUGGAGACACCAGUUGUCACAUCAGUGGUUACAGAACUUGAAGUAGAAACACCAGAGGUUACAUCUAUGGCAAAAACAACUGAUACUCUCAAUUCUGCUGUUGCGUCACAAAAUCAAAACAUAGAUACUGACACAUCAGUGUUGACAACAGUGAUCAAAGAACAAGUGGUGGAGAUUCCCACUGUUGUUUCUGUGGUAGUGACACCAGCUACACCUCUAGAUGAAACACCCGUUGUAACUCUAGGCAAUGAGUCAAAGGAUAUACCUCCAGUAAAAGACACACCUGCUGUGACUGAAGCAGUAGAAACACCAAAUGUUGAAUCAGUGAUUGUGAGGACUGCUGUGGCCCCAGCAGUAGAGAUACAUAAUGUGAUUCCAGUGGUAGCAACACCAGAUCUUGGUUCAGUAAUAGUAAUAGAAGCUGCAUUUCCAGUAAUAAGUACAGCAACAGUGACUACAGUAGCAGAAGCAACAGUUUUGAGCACAGUUGUAGAAACACCUGUUUUUUCUGUCACAGCAGUAAAAUCUUCUCCAGCUGUGGUAGAGAAAACAGCUGUUUCACCUGUAGUAGAAAUCCCAGCCACAGUAACAUCUAUUGUGCAGACUCCAGCUGUUGUUUCAGUGGCAGAGAAUGUACCUCCAGAAGAGGUUACACUAGAUGUGACCCCAUUUGCAGAAACACCUGUGAGCCAAGUAAUUGAAACUCCCAUUGUUUCCAUCACUUCAGUAAAACCAACUGUACCUGCAGUGACAAAGACACCAGUCACUGAGAUACCAGCUAUGAUUUCAGUGACAGUAGCAGAAGCUGUAUCUCCUGUAGUAGUUACAUCAGCUGGAACUCCAGUAGAACCAGAAACAAUUAUGAUCCCAGAAGUAGAAACUUCAGUAGUAACUUCAACUGUAGAGACAUCACUUGUGACACUAGUGGUACAAACACCAGCUCAGAUUUCAAUAAUUGCAACAGAUGCAGGACCUCCAGUUACACCACCAGCAACUGCAGCAUCAGAAACAUCAGCUGUGAUCCCAGCUGUAGAAACUCCUGUUGUAAAGUCAUCUCCAGUUGCAGUGGAUGAGACUCCAGUUGUGACCCCAGUGGUACAGACACCAGGUCAGGUUUCAGUGAUGGUAACAAAGACUGUCCCUCCGCCAGUUGUUUCAGCAGAGACUGCAGAGGUAGAAACAUCUGUUGAGAUCCCAGUACUAGAAACUCCCGUUGUAAGGUCAACUCCAGUUGCAGUGGUUGAGACACCAGUUGUGACCCCAGUGGUACAGACACCAGGUCAGGUUUCAGUGAUGGUAACAGAGAUUGCACCUCCAGUAGCUGUUUCAGCAGUGGCUGCAACAGUAGAAACACCUGUUAUGAUCCCAGUAGUAGAAAGCCCAUUAGUAAAGCCAGCACCAGUUGCAGUGGUUGAGACACCAGUUGUGACCCCAGUGGUACAGACACCAGGCCAGGUUUCAGUUAUGGUAACAGAAACUGCCCCUCCAGUAGUUGUUACUGCAGUGACUGCAACAGUAGAAACACCUGUUGUGAUUCCAGUAGUAGAAACACCUGUUGUAAAGUCAACUGCAGUUGCAGUGGUUGAGACACCAGUGAUGACCCCAGUGGUACAGACACCAGGUCAGGUUUCAGUGAUGGUAACAGAGAUUGCACCUCCAGUAGCUGUUUCAGCAGUGGCUGCAACAGUAGAAACACCUGUUAUGAUCCCAGUAGUAGAAAGCCCAUUAGUAAAGCCAGCACCAGUUGCAGUGGUUGAGACACCAGUUUUGACUCCAGUGGCACAGACACCAUGUCAGGUUUUAGUGGCAGUAACAGAGGCUGCACCUCCAGUAGUUGUUUCAACAGUGACUGCAGCAGCAGAAACACCUGCUGUGAUCCCAGUAGUGGAAACUCCAACUCCAGUUGUUGUGGCAGAGACACCAGUUGUAACCCCAGUGAUGAUGACACCAACUAUGAUUCCAAUAGCGGAAAGGUCAGUUGUGAGCCUAGUAAUAGAAACUACUGCAGAAGCGCCAACUGCAAUUGCAAUGGCAAUGGCAGAGAGACCUGUUAUGAUCCCAGUGGUACAGACACCAGCUCUGGUUUCAGUGAUUGCAAAAGAGGCUGCACCUCCAGUAAUUCUACCAGCAGAGACUGCAGGAGCAGAAACAUCAGUUGUGAGCCCAACAGUAAAGGUAAACCCACCGGUGGCAGAGACACCAGUUCCAGCAGCAGAAGCACCUUCUGUGAUCCCAGCAGUACAAACACCAGUUGCAGAACAGGUAGCACAGACACCAACAACAGCAGCCAUGCCCUUGGUAAAGGCAACAUCAUUUGUGACUGGGAUGGAGGCACCCGCUGUGACUACAGUAGCCCCUUUGAUGAUGAUACCAGCUAUUACCCCAGUUGUAGCUCCACCUGUUGUGACACCAGAAGUAAAGAAAGCAAUGUUGCAGGUAGUUGAACAGGAGAAAAAGGAAGCAAAGGCAGAGGCUUCAGUUGUGUCUAAAGAUGUUGAACCACCAUUUUUGGUUGCGAAAGAGGUAAAGACAUCAGUUUUAACUGAAGAGUGUGUAUCAGAUGAAGAAAAUAGGAAGGCUUCCUUGCAGCAUGAGCCUGUGGUUACUUCAACAGAACCUCAGUCAGAGGUAGAGGAGGAUGUGUGGGAGGAUGCUGUAGAUAAUAUUGGAGAUUCCCCGUGCCAGAUGACAUACACAGAGGGUGCACCCCAAGAUACUGCUGCUAAACAAGCAUCUGAUGCUGCAAUUUGAUAGUGGCGUGCUAAACCAGUUGAAAGAUUUGAAUGAGUUGGUGCAAGUUUAACAAGGAAAAUUCAGAACAUUUUACACCUGGAAGAGGCUGUGCUCAGCACAAAAUCAGCUGGGACUCUCUCAACAAAGAAAUGACUGAACCACUGAGAAGUAAAAUUGGAUCAUUAAAGUUCCAUUAAGCAAAACUGAAACCAAAAACAGUAGUUAUUCAGUGGACAGGCUGUUCUUUGACCAAUCACUACAUUUUUACAUUUUACUUUGAUGCAGAAAAUAUUUCAACAUAUGUAACCCUUCAAAAGCAGCUAUUUUGUCAAAUUUUUACUAAGGAUAUUUGUCAAUGUAUGAAUUUUUUAUCCUGAUUCAGACAUCAGCGUAAGUUUAUGCCACAUUAUAUCAUGUUGUAUUACAUAUCUAAAACAAAAGGUUAAAAUGUUAAAAUAUAAAACAUUUGUACACAUGCAUUAUAUCCUGACCGUUUGCCAUGUUUAGCAUAAGAAAAUAAUUGUCAUUGUGGAAGGACGUGCAAUGCCUGGUAUUUAAAGAUAUGUACUAAAUCAAAGGUAAUUUUGUUUUGAACCACCAUAUGCCUCUACAUAUGAUAUACAUCAAGAAGGAAUUUAUUUUAUACUCUAAAUAUGAUGUACACUUUACCAAAGCUAUAAUGAGCAAAUCACAAUAAUGCUUUAUCAAAGAGAGGUUUAGACAGAAUUCAGUCAGAUGUAGUCAAUGACUGAAAAUAACAGAUUGUUUUAAUUUGUUUUACAAAGAACAGUCAAAAUCUUAUCAAAUUCAUGAUUUAUUUUUUGUUGCCAUAUAACAGUUACAAAUUAUUUUUUUAAUUUUCCAUUUUAAUUUAACAGAAAAUAUUUGACUAAAGUUUUGCCAUAAAAAUGUAAGCAUGCAAACUAAAGUUGGAAUUACUGGCUUUUCCCCAUGUGUGUUUUCCCCCCAGAGGAGCACUUCACAUAUAUAAAUGUUCUGCGUAAUGAUCAAUACACUUUGUAGUACUGCAUAUUAUCAUUAAACAGUUUAGCAUUUUUGUUAUUAUACAAGCUGCCUUGCCUGUUUUAAGGGCAUGUGCAUCUGGCCUGAUAAAAUAAGCCAUUGCAGUAUUGAAAUCAAAAUUUUAACUUAUUCUAAUAUAUUGCUAAGUGUUUGAAACCAUCUGUACAGACUGAUUAUACAGACUAUGCAUCUUUGAAGAAAUUGCAAUAUUAACAAUCAAUUAAAUACAAGUGUAGUAUUGUUCCUGGAUUUUGAGACAUUUAAACAUGUAUGGUUUAAUACAAUUUAUAAUUUCAGGUUUUAUUUAAAUAAAAGAAACUACCCAUUU